AUGAUCAACGCAUUCUUGGUAUUCAAUGGCCAGGGCCAGCCGCGUCUGACCAAAUUCUACACUCAACUGGAGACGAGCAUCCAGCAGCGCCUCAUAUCCGAAAUCUUCACGCUGGUAUCGAACCGUCCGUCGGGGGCGUGCAACUUCCUCCCUCUGCCCCCGCUCCUCGCCGCCUCGGGCACAUCGCACUCGUCGUCCGAGGAGCAAAAGGACGUGCCGUCCCUGGUCACCUACCGCAACUACGCGACGCUCUACUUCAUCAUCAUCUCCACGUCCACCGAGUCGCCCCUCGCCCUCAUCGACCUGAUCCAGGUGUACGUCGAGGCGCUGGACAAGCUGUUCGAGAACGUGUGCGAGCUAGACCUCAUCUUCAACUUCGAGACCCUGCACGCCACGCUGUCCGAGAUGAUCAUAGGCGGCGUCGUCGUGGAGACGGCGCUGGACCGCAUCGUGUCGGGCGUCAAGGCGCAGGGGACCGUGGCGAAGCGGCCCGUCAACGAGGGGCGCGCCGGCGGGAUCGGGUCCGGGCUGGGCAUGGGGGCCAACUUUGCCUGGGCGGCGAGGUAA
Messenger RNA from Geosmithia morbida, 567 nucleotides. RefSeq names its product AP-3 complex subunit sigma. Gene Ontology annotation, cellular component: intracellular membrane-bounded organelle. Gene Ontology annotation, biological process: protein transport; vesicle-mediated transport. NCBI's taxonomy places the organism in Eukaryota, Fungi, Ascomycota, Sordariomycetes, Hypocreales, Bionectriaceae. The transcript is spliced from 2 exons. Bases 1 to 567 code for a protein of 188 amino acids. The record is from RefSeq and is a predicted model, not a curated record.